GCCAAGCAUCUCUCGUACAUCUUCUACGUGAAAAGCUGAGUAAUCGUUAUUGUUUUUCUAAUCUUUUGUCUUUGUUGCCUACUAAUUAUCUCUUCUGUUUGCACACACGCACACAGGAGCCCCGCGACCGUUGCACGUUUGACGAUACAAGCAGCGCAACUUCGGUGAUCGUGUACACCAAUCUUCUACGUAUCUCUCCCAUUUAUACGUGUGCGUGCAAAUACCAAUCGCACGAAAGGAGAAUAAGUGUCAUCCUUUUGAAGUGUAACCGAAAGCGAUGCCUGGUGAUCUUGCCCUCGAGAAAGGUGACCCGUGGCGGUGGGUGGUGCUGGGCAUGUUCUGCCUCUUCAGCUGCUCCAACGCAAUCCAGUGGAUCACCUACUCCUCCAUCGCUGGCCCCGCACGCGUCUUCUUCAACCUCACCACGAAUGAGCUGAACUUGCUGUCCUCCGUGUACAUGAUCGUGUUUGUUGUCGGCGCCUACUUCACCUGCACCACCUUCGAGCGGUGGGGCGUCCGCCUGGGUGUGUUGAUCGGCUGCGGUCUGAAUGCGCUAGGGUCUAUUCUGAAGGUAGCGCCGGCUCUGAUGAAGCCAACGUACUCCACGCUGAUCUGGCCGCAGGCGCUGAACGCCAUUGCCCAGCUCUUUGUGCUCUCCACGCCACCUCUCAUCGCUGCCCAGUACUUCGCCCCGCAUCAGCGCACCUUUGCAACGGCCGUCGCGUCCACUGCGAACAGCUUAGGCAACGCCAUUGCCUUAUUCGUGCCUCCGCUGAUCGUCAAGAGCGGUACCAAGAACGAAUUUAUGUUGCUCUUCUGUCUUGAGAUGGGCCUCUGUGUCUUGGUCACGGUUGGUGCCGUCUUCUUUCUGCGGUCGCCGAGCUACAAGGCGCCGAGUCGCGCGCUGUUGGGGAACUUGAGCUCUGCUCCGGGCAGCAGCCGGGCCAGCGAACGCACUGUGUCACGUCGCCCGUCCGGGCUGGGUCGCGGCCAGCGCGAGGAGGUCGAGGCGGAGCUCGAUGAGCCGCUGAACGGGCUGGGGGGUGGCGGCUUCGUGGAUGACAUCUGGAGCCGCAGCCGCAGCAGCAACACCCGCAGUGACCAUGGUGCGGAGAACACCGCGGCGACUCGUCCACCUACUCGUGAGGAGUCGAAGACGGCACCGAAGAACUGUGUGGUGUCUGUGGAAGCCACGCCGGCAGCUGCGGCGAGGUCCGAUCUCCGACCUUGCCGCAACGGAUCCGCGGCCGUUUUUGCUCGCCCGGACGGCGCCGCCAAGCCUGCUCUCGGCAUCAGCCAAAGCGUCCAGGACGGUGUGGUGGAGCAAAGCGCCCCCUCCAACCGAGUUGGCCCGCAGCAGCCCCAGCAAACACAAGAAGAGGACUCUCUGGCAACUUGUCGGAUUCCACGAGCACGUCGCCACUUUUCUCGAGGUGGGCCGCAACGUCGGUCUUCUCUUCCGUCGCCACAGCUUUGUAUUUCUGCUCGGUGCCUUCAGCAUCAGCAUGGGCAGUGUCUGGACCUACGCGUCGGUGCUGACGCAGAUUCUGGAGCCCUAUGGGGUGUCGGCUGA
Messenger RNA from Leptomonas pyrrhocoris, 1573 nucleotides. RefSeq lists its product as hypothetical. Gene Ontology annotation, biological process: transmembrane transport. Lineage: Eukaryota; Euglenozoa; Kinetoplastea; Trypanosomatida; Trypanosomatidae. The transcript has a single exon. Gene Ontology annotation, cellular component: membrane. Bases 278 to 1573 code for a protein of 431 amino acids. The record is from RefSeq and is a predicted model, not a curated record. Gene Ontology annotation, molecular function: transmembrane transporter activity.